GCAAAACCUUUUUUUAUACAGGUAUUCACUCAAACUGCAGAAAGGCGGGCGAAUUUCCGAUAAUUUUAAUUCCCCUCCACGCCCAAACUCCAACGCAUUUCGAACCGGCGAUUCAAAAUUUCGUCUAGCUAAAACUCCCGCUCUUUACUUAUCAACUCAAUAUAUAAAGAGUCCGUGUAGCGAGAGUGCGAGACCGAGAUUGAAGGGUAGCUAUUUGGCAACAUCAAUGGCAGUUUCAGGCGAUUCUGUAGCAGAGCCGAAACAGAGCAAGCAAGUGAAUCCAAGGCGGCGCAACAAUUGCUCUUCAGUUCGUGUUGUUGGUAACCGGAUCUAUGAUUCCCAGAAUGGCAAGACCUGUCAUCAGUGUCGACAAAAAACCAUGGACUUUAUGUUAGGAUGCAAGAAUCCAAAGGAUUUUAAGCCAUGUACCAUUCGAUUUUGCCACAAAUGCCUUUCGAAUAGGUAUGGGGAGAAGGCAGAAGAAGUUGUAACUAAGGAGGACUGGCUCUGUCCAAAAUGCAGAGGCAUCUGCAACUGUAGUAUGUGCAUGAAAAGGAGAGGUUAUCAGCCCACUGGCAAUCUUGCACACACAACCAAAGCAACUGGAUGUGCUGUUUCAGAAAUGAUAAAUCUUAAAGCAUCAGAAAACACUGAUCAUGUAACAACUUUCAACAGCAGAGAGGCUCUACCUAAAACGACCAGUGCGUCAAACAAGGGGGCAGUGGUUCUAACCUCAACCAAGUGCGGGAAGGAAAACAUAUUUAGUGGCAGUAUACGGUCAAAUGAUCAACCUUAUACCUCAUCAUGUAAUCCUACUGAACAGCAAUCUAGAAAAGUGAAAAGAGAAGAGUGUAUGGAGAUAGAGUGCAAUGGUGGGAAUGAUAAUGUUUUAUCAAAGGCUAAUGAUAAUUCUACUAAUAAAAGCAAUUUUAAGAAAGCGAAGCAAGAGGGCUUAUCAAACACAACGAAUCUCUGUAUUCCCCUACCUCAGGCGACUGGGCUGACAACUGUUGCUGGCAAUGAUUUACCUCCAGAUGAUGUCGGAGGUGCCUUGCAAUUUUUAGAGUUUUGUGCUGCAUUUGGAAAGAUUCUUGAUUUAAGGAAAGGGCAGGCAGAAGCUGUACUUAGAGACUUGGUUGGAGGACGAAUCUCACGACGUGGAAAAACUAAUGUGACCGCUCAGUUUCUUACCCACUUGCUAUCCUUCAUAGAAGAGGAGCAGGAAGUGUCUUCAAAUUUAGCUUGUACUGGUGGAAAAGGGAUGUGGUUCAAUUCUCUCAAAGAGCUCAUUUCUGAAUCCCCAAGUGUUUCAAAACAUAUGGGGUUGGAUUCUUUAACUGAUGGAUUUGAUGACUUAAGCCCCUCAAAAAAGCUAAAGCUAUUGAACUUUGUGUGUGAUGAAGUACUUGAUACUGUAAGGAUAAGGGAUUGGAUAGAUGAUCAGAAUUUGAAAUGUGCUGAGAAGACUAAGGAGGCAAAAGAAAAAGUUUCCGCUGCUAGAGAGGAGGAAAAGCGAUUGAAGCAGAAGAUACAAGAUGAUGUUGCUGCAGCAAUCAUUGCAAAGAAUGGUGCUCCUAUUUCAGUAUCAGAGCAUGAUGCUAUUGUCAUUCGAGCUAAGCGUGAAGCAGCUGAAGCUCAUGCUGCUUUGUUACAGACAAAGGGUGAUCUUUUAAAAUGUAGCCAAAGAUCAGAUGCAGUUCGAACGGAGCCCAUCUUUCUGGACACCAACGGCCAGAUGUUUUGGAGACUGAAAUGCUAUUCUAACAAAUCCAAAAUACUACUUCAAGAGCUAGGAACCGAUGAUAUCACCUCUGAUGAAAAAUGGUUUGCUUUUGAUGAAGCUCAUCAAGAAACAGUUGAUACGUGUAUCAAUUCUAGGUACCCUAAAAGCAAUUUCUGUAUCUAAGUUUGAGAUUAAAAAAACGUUUUUCAAUUAUUUUUUUAAUUUCAGGCGAAAAAGGUUAAUGGCUCCAGUGGGUUUAGUCCAUUUGGAAUAAUCAAGGUGAAUGAGUGAGGGAAAUUUUAUGGAACCCUAUAUGACUCCACUAUGGAGUUAUCACAUGUGUCAUCAUCACAACCAUUCAUUUAUGAAGUAGAGCCCUCCAUUAAAAUUUCACUAUAAAAAUGAAUGGUUGUUUUGAGAUCACAUGAGCUAUGACUCAAUAGUGGAGUCAUAUAGGACUCCAUAAAAAAUGUGAUGAGGGACUGAGGUCACUGUUGUAAUAAUUCUCAGGAGUCGGUAGACAUGUAGAACUUCAAGUACCAUAACUUUAUUUUUUUGCAACCACAAUAUAUGGUUAUUUUGUGGCAGUGUUUUGGUUUCUCCUGCCUGUAUCAAGGAAGACCCUGAAUGAUAAAUGCUGUAACUUUACAGUUAUUAAACACCAUGGUCCAUGGACCGUGGCAUUUUUGACUUGAUGUUCUUCAUGCGUUGCAAGCUUGCAAAUUGCAAUACGCGCAUAUGCACAUGAUGGCUUAAUUUUUACUCAAUAUUGUAAUAUUACAUUUAAAAGUUAAAACCAUUCAAUACGGUUAGGUAAUUUAAAAGCGAUUUCUUUUAUUGCUUCAAUUCAAUAAAAUUUUAUUAAGGCGCAAGCUAAUGCCAAAAGUCUUUCCUAACCAUAGCAUUCCUAGGGUUGGGCAUUUCGAUUUUGACCAAUUAAAAUUGAACAAUAUGCCAUUUUGGUUUAAAAAGUAAAAAGUAUAAAACCGAAAUGCUUACCCCUAAUUUAACAAAAAAGGAAAACUUCAAUUUAUCUUUAAAAAGAAUAAAAUUGAAAUGCCUAUUGCUAAUAAUUACCCUUUCUUGUAAAGAGGAGAUUCACUCUUAGAUGUUUUUACUUGGAUUGUAAUUUGUUGAUUUGAUCUAAAUUGUUCUUAUUUGGUCAAUGUCUGGUUUGUGAGUAUUUUAUAUUUUAUAACGCAAAUUUGGUCAAGUCUGUUUAAGUCUGGUUUAUAUGAGAUUGAAAACAUUUCAAGUAAAAACAUCUUUAUCCCUCUUUCAAUAGUCAUUGCUAUCUUCCUCCUGGAGCUCUUUGCUCGGUCAUUAAUGGCUGCUAGACUUGUAAAAGUAGCUCAAGUGGUAACUUCAUAAAUUAAGGACUUCCUUUGAAGUCUUCAAUUUGAAGAUGGCUUAGUAAAAAAGUUCAUGAUUUUCCUUUAUUGAUUUCCUUGUAAACACACAUGUUGACUUUGCAUUCUUGAUUUUUGACCAAGAAUAUUGAGCUGAAUUUUCAUAAACAAUAGGAAUAGAAUUAAUGACCCCUAUAUUACUAAUAGGCUUUUGAAUUCCUAAAAUAUAACCUUUUUUUCAAUUUCCCCCAAAGUGACUCAACCUUUAGUGUACCCUUAGUUGCCAAACAUUUCGUUCCUUCAUUUCGCAAGACAAAUUCGUUGCUUCCCUCUUAUCAGCUAAUUGCUCCGCCGGACAAUAGCCAAAACCGACACACAUCCUCCAAAGCCUGAUGUAGCCCCCAUCACAGCUAGCGCAAUCCAUGAUUUCACCCCGGUAAGUCGUCGUCCUCAUCACAUUUUUUAUUCUGGCGAACACACCGGAGUUCCUUCUCGCUAUGGCGAGCGAUGGCAAAUUCUACUGAAUUCUAUAAGCGACAUCGAGCGAUGGACAAGGCUAGUCGUGACCGGAUCUGAGGUUGGUUGCGAAGUACUGGCAUGGGCC
Messenger RNA from Cuscuta europaea, 3676 nucleotides. NCBI's taxonomy places the organism in Eukaryota, Viridiplantae, Streptophyta, Magnoliopsida, Solanales, Convolvulaceae. The record is from the annotation of a GenBank genome assembly.